GAACAGCUGAGAAGAAUAGCCCAAAUGAGGAUUGUUGAAUAUGACUACAAACCUGAGUUUGCAUCUGCAAUGGGAAUAAACACUGCCCAUCAAACAGGAAUGAUUGCCCAGGAGGUGCAAGAGGUCCUGCCCAGAGCCGUGAGAGAGGUUGGUGAUGUCACCUGUGAAAACGGAGAGACGCUGGAGAACUUCCUCAUGCUCGACAAGGAAAGAAAGAACAUGAAUUAUUUCUGGCCUACUGGAUCCACUUAGUGCCAGCAAAUUUGAGUUGGAGGAAUCAGAG
Molecule: messenger RNA, 283 nt
Organism: Myotis lucifugus (little brown bat)
Lineage: Eukaryota; Metazoa; Chordata; Mammalia; Chiroptera; Vespertilionidae
Product: myelin regulatory factor-like protein
Exons: 3
Coding region: 25-252 (75 amino acids)
Biological process (GO): protein autoprocessing; positive regulation of DNA-templated transcription
Cellular component (GO): endoplasmic reticulum membrane; nucleus
Molecular function (GO): sequence-specific DNA binding; DNA-binding transcription factor activity
Source: RefSeq, a predicted model, not a curated record